Cryptomeria japonica (Japanese cedar) is the source of this 1146-nucleotide messenger RNA. Its product is annotated as patatin-like protein 5. Gene Ontology annotation, biological process: lipid metabolic process. Bases 1 to 1146 code for a protein of 381 amino acids. NCBI's taxonomy places the organism in Eukaryota, Viridiplantae, Streptophyta, Pinopsida, Cupressales, Cupressaceae. The transcript has 10 exons. Gene Ontology annotation, molecular function: monoacylglycerol lipase activity; glycerophospholipase activity. The record is from RefSeq and is a predicted model, not a curated record.
AUGGUAUCAAUCAUCGACGGGGGAGGUGUGCGUGGAGUUUUUGUGGUUCGAAUACUUUCGGCUCUCGAGAAAACAUUUCAGCGUUUGCAUGGUAAACAAACGAGAAUAGCAGAUCAUGUAGAUGUCAUAGCCGGCACAAGCACUGGAGGACUGAUUGCCGCAAUGUUAGCCUCGCCAGACAAAAAUGGCCGGCCGAUGUUUCAAGCCAAGGGUAUCGAAGAGUUCUACUCACAGAACUGUGCUAAAAUUUUUCCACAGUCAAACAGCAGAUUUAUCAGACUACUUCGCUAUAUUCGUGCAAUCUUCAAAGGCCCAAUAUAUUCGGGCAAAAACCUUCGACAGAUGAUAAAUAAUACGAUUCCAAAUCUUCGUCUAAAUGAGACAAUCACAAACCUAGUAAUACCCACAUUUGAUAUGAAGGAUAACAAGGCAAUCAUUUUUAGCACCUAUAAGGCCAGAAAAGACACGUUGAUGAACCCACAUUUGAAGGACAUAUGCAUUGGCACAGCUGCAGCUCCUAUAUACCUACCACCUCACGGUUUCACCAUAAAUGAUACUGAAAGUGGAAAGUCUGCUGAGUUCAAUUUGAUCGACGGUGGUCUCGUGGCUAAUAAUCCGACUUUUCUAGCAAUGACCGAAGCUAUAGAUGAAUAUCGCAUGCAGAAUCCAGAGGACACAAAUUUAGAAAGCCUGCGAUUUGUCGUACUUUCUAGUGGAACGGGUGAAGUUUCAAAUGAGCCUUAUGAUGCAAAAACUGCUGAAAAAUGGGGGAUGCUCCGAUGGAUUAAACCCCUAAUUGAUGCGUUAUUUAAAGGAAAUGAAGAGGCACAGAAAAAACUGAAAAAUCUAAUCUGGGACAAAGUUACAGACUCUCUUAGAAUUCAGCCAAGAAACUUAAGUAGAGAUUUGGCAAGCCUCGACGAUUCUAGCAUGAAAAACCUUGAAGGUCUUGUCAGUGUCGCAGACAGACAUUUGCAACAAGUAGUGAACAAAGAUGAUAUUAAAGGGCUCGAUCUCAACGAUGUCCAGAGCAAUGACGGUAUUACCUACCAGAUGGCUCUGGAAAAAUUUGCUAAAAUAUCAUAUGAAGAGAGUAAAAAACGAAUCGCUUCCAAAUCAAAUGAAGGAAAUGGGUAUUGUGAAUAA